Molecule: messenger RNA, 3563 nt
Organism: Solanum pennellii
Lineage: Eukaryota; Viridiplantae; Streptophyta; Magnoliopsida; Solanales; Solanaceae
Product: increased DNA methylation 1-like
Exons: 4
Coding region: 40-549 (169 amino acids)
Biological process (GO): negative regulation of DNA-templated transcription
Molecular function (GO): transcription corepressor activity; acyltransferase activity, transferring groups other than amino-acyl groups
Source: RefSeq, a predicted model, not a curated record
AAUCUACAAUCUCUCAUCAUUAUACUGAACAAUGAACACAUGAACUCUCCUUAUUUCCUAAUGAAAACUUCUUGCAGGUCAAAUUUCAACAGGGUGAAUUUCAGGGGCUUUCACACAUUUAUUUUAGAAAAGGAUGAAGAGAUCAUUUCUGCAGCAACCAUAAGGAUUCAUGGAAAAAACCUUGCUGAAAUGCCCUUCAUCGCGACAAAUAAGGAAUAUAGGAGAAAAGGAAUGUGCAAAAAGCUAAUGGUUGCCAUUGAAUCAACUCUUAGCUUUCUAAAGGUAGAAAAGCUGGUAAUUCCAUCAGUAUCAAAGCGCAUAGGGACUUGGAUAGAAAGCUAUGGUUUUCGUCUCAUUAGCUCUCCACUACCAAAAGAGAUAACAUUGCACAAUACAUUGAUGUUCCAUACUUCAGUGAGAUUGCAAAAAGACAUCUGUUCAUCCGCUUCUGAUAAGCCAGAGGAGACACAGAGUUCCCCGAAGAAAUGUGAAGAGCCAAGAUCCUUUGACUUGAAUGUUGAAGCAUCUCAUCAACAGGACAAAGACUGAUAAUUAAAUUGCAUUUUCGAAGCACUGUAGUUCCUAUAUUUAUGAUAAGGAUUUCAAAUUUAGUAAAGACCUCUUAGCUAGUCAUUUACAUUUCACAGGCCAUGCCUAUAUACUAUUUUGUUACAGAUGUACCUCAAUUUCAAAAACAUUGUUAUGCUCAUGUUUUUUUCUUUUCUUAAGUUUCGUUCUUUUUGUUGAGAUUCGGUAGAGGUUUGUUUGCUUAAACAUGAAUUUAUUUACAUGUCAUGAAUAAUGAAUGUUUUCCAAAGUGACAUAGUGCCAAAGAAUCCUAGAGAUCUUUCCUAGGGUAAAUUGGUGGCAACAACAAGAAAACAAAAGCCUGAACAAUGCAAUAGAUAUACCAUUUUUCUUUUCUUAAAUAUCGAAAAGGACAACUUGAAACUCUGUAUAUAUUAAGUAGCAGGGCCAAAAGAGGUUGUAUAUACAGAGACACAGACCACACUAUGUCAAAAAUAUCUAUAGUCUAAUAAUGGCACCUGAAAUUGAAGAAGAGCAUGUUGAGACACUUUCAAUGAAUGGCAAUAAAUGCAAGUCAAGAAUUUCAUAUGAUCUCAGGAAGAACAGCCUUCACUUAAGCAUGAUGAUUUCGGAGAUGAAAUUCAAGACAUUUCAGUGAUAAGUCUUUAUAAUUGUAUUUGGGACAAUAAUUCAAGAACUUUAGGAAAAUUAUCUGCCAAGAUAUGGUGAAAGCAAGAGAAAAUGGGGAUUCUUUAAGCUUAUGGACUAUGGGGUGCCUAGUGAGAUAGUUGAGAAUUUUACCAGUCGCUUGCACGAGCUUUUUUAUCUUCCCAUGGAACAAAAGCUCAAAGGUGGCUAAACAUCAAGCUUCCCAUUGGGGUAUUACACAUCAAAUCCCGACUAUGAGAAGAACUUGCCUUGGGCUGAAAUGUUGCAGCUACUGCAGUCACCUGAAAUAGUUGUCCAAUUCGCAAAAAAGGUCUAUGAUGACCAAUAACACACCUUUAGGUACAUAUAUAACGAUACUUCAAUACGUCCCUUAAUGUGCGAGUUUGGUUCGUUUUGAUGGGCUAGGCAUGGAGACGAAUUCAAGAUUUAAAUUUGAUCAAUUCAACCUUAAAAGUUUUUAUAUAUGCUCCAUAUCGAAAAUGGUUCGGAUGAGCAUGGUACAGGAGGGUUGCAUCCCUAGCUAAGCACAUACAAAUUCUUUUUGAUGAAGGGUGGCGGUGAGAUUUGAGAUUUGAACUCAAGACCUGAAUCUAUAAUUAAUAUCAUGUUAAAUUGUGUAACCAGUUCAUCUAAGCUUAAGUUGUUAGAAAAAGUACACUUAAGUUUACAAAAUUCUUACCAAAAAUAUGCUUGGCUACCUUUGUCUCAAACAAAAAAAUCUUACCAAAAAUGCUGUUUUUAACUCUGAUAAAUUAACAGCAACACAAUGAUAGAGUACAUGGAAGAAAUGGACAAGCUAGGGAUGAUUAUAAUGGAGAUAUUGGCUCAUGGAUUAGGCCUUGCAUAUGACUUCUUCAGCAAGAACUUUGAAGAAAAGGAGGCUACUAUUUUUAGAAUAAGCAGAUAUCCUCCUUGUCCUCUUGCAGAGAAGAUUGUAGGCAUAGGGAUUUAUUCAGACUCCCAAUCAUUAACCAUAUUGUAUCAACACCAGGUUGGUAGCAUUCCAAGUCCUCAAGAAUGACAAACAAUGGAUUGGAGUUAGACUACUUCCUAAUUCAUUUGUCAUCAAUAUUGCUGACACCCUUGAGGUCGUUCUCUCCUCCCUUUCUCAAAGGAUCAAAAGAAGAAAUCAUAAUUAUUACUACUACAUGAUCAACUGCAAUUUUCUUGAUGUUUGGAAUGACGAAAUCAUUUUCAAGAAACUGUUUCACUAGGAAGUCACUUGAUGAUGUUAGGUUACUGGAUCAUGUUCUCCCACAAGAACACUUCCUAUCUGAAGGGAAAAUGAAAUGGCUUGCCCUCACUUAUGGAUGGAACUUGGAAUUCAUACUACUUAUGACUAUCUCAGCUCUUAAUGUCAAUAACUUCUUCCAACCAGCAUUUAGACAUUACCUAUCUUUAGUACUCAAAAGUUUCAUCAGAAAACUAUCUAACUUAUGCCAUACCAAACACAUGUUUUUUGUAUAUUGAGUAAUUAUACACCCUUAUUUUUUUUGACAAAGAAUUAUACACCCUUAUAUUUCAAGCAAGUUUGGACAAAUGGAAGGUUAAAGAGUGUUAUACACAGGGCAGUGGUGAAUAAGGAGAAGCAGAGGCUAUCAAUGGCAUAUUUCAUGAAUCCAACAAGCAGUGCAACAAUUGAAUGCCCUCCACAGCUUAUUGAUUCAGUUUCUAAUCCAAGAAAAUAUGUACCUUUUACGUGGGGUGAACUGCAGCACCUUCUUUUGACUACCAGGAGGGUUAGGGGCAAAGCUGUUGCCAUCAAUAAUUUCCUUAUUUCUAGUUGAAACUUGAAUCCUUCUUCAUUUAAAAUCUCUAGUCGUGAUUGGUAGCAAGAUCCACUAAUUUGGAUGAGACUUCAACCUUGAAUGCAAAAGUACUUCUUGAUGUUUUCUUCUUAUCCUUCGAAGAGAAUAAAUGCAAAGUGACAGAAGAAUACAUGCUCAGCUAGUUUGGUUUAAUAACAAGCUCAAGUUCCAAACUGGAACUUGGUUCGAUUAAGUAAUUUGCUUGAGCACGAUGGAGAACUUAGUUCUUAUUGAGCUCGACUCACUCAUCUCGUUCUAAAUGACCAUAACUUUUCUAAUAUAGGAAAACAUUGUUACAUGAUUAAAUAGCAUGACCAAUAGAACUUGCCUACCAGGUCAAAAAAUGCAUAAAAAAUCUAACAUAGCCAAGCCUUUGCUAACCAUAAACAAGUUAAAUAGAGCUUGUGAAAACUCGGCUCAUUCUAUAACGAGCUAAGUCCACUUGUGAAAUAAGCAUACUGAGCUCAGACUUAUAUGACAUGGUUUCAUUUGUAAACAUUACGGAUUCAGUUGCAGCUCCACCAUUAUCAUUGUUAUUAGCUCAAUGUGCAUUACACA